Molecule: messenger RNA, 4455 nt
Organism: Octodon degus (degu)
Lineage: Eukaryota; Metazoa; Chordata; Mammalia; Rodentia; Octodontidae
Gene: Tcf12
Product: transcription factor 12
Exons: 20
Coding region: 38-2155 (705 amino acids)
Biological process (GO): regulation of transcription by RNA polymerase II
Cellular component (GO): transcription regulator complex
Molecular function (GO): protein dimerization activity; RNA polymerase II cis-regulatory region sequence-specific DNA binding; DNA-binding transcription factor activity, RNA polymerase II-specific
Source: RefSeq, a predicted model, not a curated record
CCCUGCUCUGCCGUAGGACCCCGAGGAGCGGCCGAAGAUGAACCCGCAGCAGCAGCGCAUGGCCGCGAUAGGGACCGACAAGGAGCUGAGCGACCUGCUGGACUUCAGCGCGAUGUUUUCCCCACCUGUUAAUAGUGGGAAAACCAGACCAACCACGCUGGGAAGCAGUCAGUUCAGUGGAUCAGGUAUGGAUGAACGUGGAGGCACAACAUCUUGGGGAACAAGUGGUCAACCAAGCCCCUCCUAUGACUCAUCUAGAGGUUUUACAGACAGCCCUCAUUACAGUGAUCAUUUGAAUGACAGUCGAUUAGGAGCCCAUGAAGGCUUGUCCCCAACACCUUUCAUGAACUCAAAUCUGAUGGGAAAAACAUCAGAAAGAGGCUCAUUUUCCUUGUACAGCAGAGAUACCGGAUUACCAGGCUGUCAAUCCACUCUUCUGAGACAAGAUCUGGGGCUUGGGAGUCCAGCCCAACUCUCUUCAGGAAAACCAGGAACGCCGUACUACUCAUUCUCUUCCACCAGUUCCAGGAGAAGACCACUCCAUGACUCUGCAACACUUGAUCCGUUGCAAGCAAAGAAAGUAAGGAAGGUGCCUCCUGGUCUGCCUUCUUCUGUGUAUGCACCAUCUCCAAAUUCAGAUGAUUUCAACCGUGAAUCCCCUAGUUAUCCAUCUCCUAAGCCACCUACCAGUAUGUUUGCUAGCACUUUCUUUAUGCAAGAUGGGACCCACAAUUCUUCUGACCUUUGGAGUUCAUCAAAUGGGAUGAGCCAGCCUGGUUUUGGUGGAAUUCUGGGGUCCUCUGCUUCCCACAUGUCUCAGUCCAGUAGCUAUGGCAGCCUUCACUCCCAUGACCGCUUGAGUUACCCUCCUCACUCAGUCUCGCCAACAGACAUGAGCACAAGUCUUCCCCCAAUGUCCAGCUUCCACCGUGGUGGCACCAGCAGCUCCCCAUAUGUUGCCGCCUCCCACACUCCUCCUGUCAAUGGAUCAGACAGCAUUCUGGGAACCAGAGGGAAUGCUGCUGGAAGCUCUCAGACAGGUGACGCACUUGGAAAGGCGUUGGCCUCUAUUUAUUCUCCUGACCAUACAAGCAGCAGUUUUCCAUCAAACCCCUCAACACCGGUUGGAUCACCUUCACCUCUGACAGGUACCACUCAGUGGCCUAGACCUGGAGGGCAGGCUCCUUCAUCCCCAAGCUAUGAAAAUUCGCUCCACUCCUUGAAAAAUCGAGUUGAGCAGCAACUUCACGAGCAUUUGCAAGAUGCAAUGUCCUUCUUAAAGGAUGUCUGUGAGCAGUCUCGCAUGGAGGAUCGUCUGGACCGGCUGGAUGAUGCUAUCCACGUGUUGCGGAACCAUGCUGUGGGACCUUCCACCAGUUUACCUGCUGGUCACAGUGAUAUUCACAGUUUAUUGGGACCAUCCCAUAAUGCACCAAUUGGAAGCCUCAGUUCAAACUACGGAGGAUCAAGCCUAGUUACAAACAAUCGAUCAGCUUCCAUGGUUGGAGCUCAUCGAGAAGAUUCUGUCAGUCUCAAUGGCAAUCACUCAGUCCUGUCUAGUGCCGUCACCGCUUCAAGCACAGACUUGAACCAUAAAACACAAGAGAACUAUAGAGCUGCCUUGCACAGUCAGCCUGGAGCUGUCGUCCCAACAGAGAUCAAGACUGAAAGCAAAGAGAAAGACGAGAACCUUCAUGAACACCCUUCGUCAGACGACAUGAAGUCAGACGAUGAAUCCUCCCAGAAGGAUAUCAAGAUCUCAUCUAGAGGCAGAACAAGUAGUACUAAUGAAGAUGAAGAUCUGAAUCCAGAACAGAAAAUAGAAAGGGAGAAGGAAAGGCGAAUGGCUAACAAUGCCAGGGAACGCUUGCGUGUGCGGGAUAUUAAUGAGGCAUUCAAAGAGCUUGGCCGAAUGUGUCAGCUUCACUUGAAGAGUGAAAAGCCCCAGACAAAACUCCUUAUUCUUCAUCAGGCCGUGGCCGUGAUCCUUAGCUUAGAACAGCAGGUCAGAGAGAGGAACCUUAACCCCAAAGCAGCCUGCCUUAAGAGAAGGGAAGAAGAAAAAGUUUCUGCCGUAUCGGCAGAGCCACCAGCCACGCUGCCAGGAGCCCAUCCUGGGCUUAGUGAAACUACCAACCCUAUGGGUCAUAUGUAAGCAUCAGCCAGUUCCAGAGUUAUCAGUAGGCUAGAUAGAAGGUGACCUCUCCUCAUAAGGACUUGGACAACUCAGAUUAUCUGAAGACAAACCUGACAGGAGGGAGAAGAAAAAACAAAACACUUGAAGCAAGAAACUCAGAUGUACCUCUCUGAUCAGAGCAGUUGGUCAACACUUCCAUCAGAAGUGAAGAUAGGAAGCUUGGCAGAUAGAACGUCAGCCCGUGAGGCGUUUGCAGCCUAUCCUUUUGUUGCAAGCAGUGUGUCGCUUCUGCACAAUCAGAGACUGUCUUGAUCACUCCACUCACCGUGGAAGUUGCCUUGUGCCUAAACUGAAUUGACAAAUGCAUUGUAACUACAAAUUUUAUUUAUUUCUAUGGAGCUGUAAGGUCUACAUAUAAAGGGAAAAGGUUGAUGAGGAAAGCUGAGCUAUGUUCAGCUGAUGCCAGCAUUUGUUACCACUGUUCCCAUGCAGAAAACGGACAGUGACAACCAUUGGCCCGUAGCAUUCCCAGCACACCUGUGAGUGUCUUAAAAAGGAAGGGAAAAGUCUUGUGUGGCCCUCUCCUCUCCUUUCUGCCAUAUGAAUAGUGUGUUCCAUGAAAUAGGAAGAUAUUACUUGGUAUGGCAUUUUCUCACUUUCAUUUUUCAUUCAUGUUUCUUUUCUCUUUGCGGGUAUCUUAUUUGAUCUCUGAAUCUGAGUAGUUGUGGCCACAGUCCCGAAUCAUCCAUAGGCCCCUGUGCCUUGCACACGUACCCAUGUGGUGAGCAGAGGCCCUCUGUGACCAGAGCCUAGCUGGGAUUUUGAAAGGGAAGCUUUGCCCUAGGUUUUUACCCCAAAUAAACAUUGCUUUAUUCCUAACAAUAUCAAGACUUUCCAGGCUUCUAGGUUUCAUAGCAAAGCUUAUAAAACAAGAGGUAUAAAUUACAACAGAAAGAUUUACUUUUUAUACAUUGCUUUCUUUUCCAAGCAGUAAGUGCUACAUGAUAUAGUGCUUGUAAAGUGUUAGCUGUACAUAAGCACAGAUUUCAUUUAAAAUACAAAGAUGAUUUUUCAGGGUGUGCUUAUGGUGAAUGUAACAAGAUAAGUCACAAAGGCGCAGGCAGUGUGAUAAACAAGCACACUACUCUGAACUCACUGCCUGAUGGACCAGGACACUGGUCACCGGGUCACCUUCUCAUGGUCAGGGAAAAGGUGGUGGGCAAUUUCCCCAUCUGCACACCAUCAACCCUGCCCCAGGUUGAGCAGGGUUAGUAGUAAGCAGCACUUGCCACUUAAUCUUCACCCUGUGCAUUGGGCAUCUCUCUGAACCGUCAGAGUAAUUUUUAAGAAAUAAUAAUGACUUCGAACUUCCAUGAAAUCUGUCUUCCACCACAAACCUGGGACAGAAAUACAUGCUAAACAAGGUUGUCUUGGCUUAGUAAUUCUCAGAGCCAACAUCAGCAAGGGCAAUCAGCACACAGAAGAAAGACCCCAAAUCACUAUGUAACUUAAAGAUUUCUGUUAAUUUGAAAGAACAAAACCAAUUUAGGCAGAACUUCAGAUCCUCCAAUCAGGAUGAUUUCCUAACGAAUCAGCUGUUUGUGAACUUAGUGGACUUCUUGGUUACGUUAAUUUGCAUAUAUUCUCCAGUUACAUCAGACUCUAUCUGUGGCCUUGUUCUUCAUUUCAGUGUUAAUCUGCUAAAAAAAGUUGUUGCUUAUGAUGUGUGAGUGAACAUACAGUACUGCCUGGCCUUUUUCUUCAGAGCUUGUUGUCUUUUUCGCUAUAUUAGACUUUGCAGUAUGCCCAGAAGCUUUCCUUCAUAAAAUAGAAAGAAAAAACAUUUGGCUUAUUUUUCACUGUAGCUAGUCUUUUAUACAAUAAUCUUGUAAGAAAAUUUCUUGAAUUCUAAAUAUUACUCUUUCUAGAUUUUUGAAAUCAAAAGUUUUCAGUAAAAAGUUUCUUACUUUAUUUUAUUAUAUUAGGUAGUAAAAAUGUAGGGUUAUUACCAUAACCUGUUCAUUAAUAUCAGAAAUUUACAAUAGCCUUUUAAGAUCAUAGUAGGAGUCUAGCACACUGUGUAGUACCUAUGGAGUAUUAUAAGAGCUAACGUGCGAGAUGAAUUGCUUCUCAUCUUGUUCUCCAGUUUCCAUUGUUGGUCUAUUACAGAUUUGUAUCCUGUGUCAAAUGCAAGGUAUUAUUGAUAAACUUUUCAUCCAGCAGCAAGAAGUUCAAAUUUUUUUCUGUCGCUGUAACAGAAAACACAAUAUGUAUAUAACAUUUAUGUAGCAAUAAAUGUGCCAUCUUUCUUUUUUUAA